Molecule: messenger RNA, 708 nt
Organism: Mesocestoides corti
Lineage: Eukaryota; Metazoa; Platyhelminthes; Cestoda; Cyclophyllidea; Mesocestoididae
Source: the annotation of a GenBank genome assembly
AUGCUUAUUAGUCAGGUCUGCAAUAACUACCGCCUUCAGCGUACCCUGUUUGCAACCAAUAAGGAAUAUGAGGAAGAAAAAAGAAACGAAAAGGAGACGCAUGAAAAGAAGCUUGGGAUUCUCAAGUAUUUGAGCGAGUCUGUCGAUGGAACGCCAGCUGUGAAGCCUUGGUGGUUUGUUGCCCCCGACCGUGGGAAGAAGAUUGAGGGAAACAAAUGCAACUUGAUGUUGGAUGAGGUGGACGUAAAGCGGAAGCAAAAAUCCGAUCCAUUGUUCCAUAUGAGAAAGGUCGAGGAGGAAUUUGCGCGAAUUCGUGAGGCGAAACAAGCUAAAGAAGCCAAAGAACGUGCUGCCGCUGCUCAAAUGGUGUCUUCAUGUUCUUCGCUUUUUCCAAACGACAUAAAAGCACCAGGCCUGAAGCGACCACACGCUGCCAUCGAAAAAUACGAAGCCGAAUCUAAAUCUGAAAAGCGAAAAAGGCUAGAAAAGCUGCGCGCAGACCGGCUUUCACGGGAGAGGUCAGAAAGGGAAAGAGCCGCGGUUCUUCUCUGCAGGUCAAUGGGGCUGUCGGCUUCAUCCGUAGAAGCCGUAGAAACUCCCAUACUGGACGAGAGGCAGCUUCCAUUCAACUCCGCCUUCAACCCUGAGCUUUCCUCGCUGGCCGCGGAGCGACGAAAUGCCCAUCGGGAACGGCGGACCUCUAAGUGA